GCAGGCAGGAUGAGGCUCCUGAGCUGCCUGGGCUUUGCUCUUUUCUGCUGCCUCCUGGAGAUGGGAGCUGCCUACACCUCUUGGGGCUUUCUCCGAGGGGAGACGGAGCUGUGGGGGGCUCAGUCCUUGGGGCAGCCCCAUGCCUUCUCCCAGCCCUCCCCAUGGGCAUGGGUGGACGUGUCCCAGCUCCAGGCUGCAUCCCCACUGCACCCCGUGUCUGUGUGGUGCCAGGAGGCUCAGAUGGUGAUCACAGUGCACAGGGACCUCUUUGGUACCGGGCGCCUGGUCCGGGCUGCAGACCUGACCCUGGGUACGGCUGCCUGCCCGGCCACAGCCCAGAAUGCUGCUGAGAACGUGGUGACCUUCACGGCUGGGCUGCAUGAGUGUGGCAGCACCCUCAGGGUCACCCCUGAGGCUCUCAUCUACAGCACAAGCUUGAAUUACAACCCAGUCCACGCUGGCAACCCUGUUGUCAUCCGCACCAGCCCAGCUGUGGUUCCAAUUGAGUGCCACUACCCAAGGAGGAACAACGUGAGCAGCCAUGCCAUCCAGCCCACGUGGGCACCCUUCCACUCCACCCUCUCCUCUGAGCAGAAGCUGCUCUUCUCCUUGCACCUAAUGAACGAUGACUGGAGCACUGAGAGGGCCUCUACUGUGUUCCAGCUGGGGGAGGUCCUCCACAUGCAGGCGAGUGUCAGCGUGGGGAACCACACACCUCUGAGGCUCUUUGUGGACAGCUGCGUGGCCACCCCCAGCCCAGACAGGGGCUCCUCUCCCCAGUAUGCAUUCAUUGACUUCAGCGGGUGCAUGGUGGAUGGGCGGCUGGAUGAUGCUACCUCGACUUUUAUAUCCCCAAGGCCCCGGCUAGAUGUGCUUCAGUUUGCAGUAGAUGUGUUCAAGUUUGCAGGAGACUCCAGCAGCCUGCUUUACAUCACCUGCCACCUGAAGGUCUCCCCAGCCAGCCAACCUCCGGACCCUCAGCACAAGGCUUGUUCCUUCCACAAACCCAGCGGGCUCUGGGCGCCUGUGGAGGGCAUGAGGGCUGUGUGCUCGUGCUGCGAGACACAGAGCUGUGGCACAGCAUGGCGCUCCCUGCAGCCCUUCAGCCCAUCCCAUCAGCACAGAGGAAGGCGAUCCCACAGAGAGCUGCCCCUGGGUCCCACGCUGGGAGAAGCAAACGUGAUGCUGGGCCCUCUGCUCAUCCAUGGCCACCAGCAGCACCCAGCAGGCAGGGUGCCCUCAGCAGGUGCUGGAAGCCAUGUGGGGCUGGGGCUGGCUGCUGGCUUGGCCGUCCUGCUCCUUGCUGCUCUGGGAGCUCUGGUUGCCCGCCGGACGCACAGCAAUCCUGUCUGAAUUGUGUUCUCAACUUUUAGCUUCUGAUAUCCAAUAAAAAGUAAACCUGACCCACGAUGGGAGACUUCCUGGGGUCUGAAGGGGGGUUCUGGCUCAUGCUGUCCAUCCUGUCAGUAAGGGCUGGUGGGAUGGGGGUCCCUGCUAAGGGGGGCUGGAGAGGUGCAGAGAAGGUUUGACUCUUCCUGGGCUGCAGGGAGGCAGGAAUUCCAGUCCCUGCCCCAAGGACUGUUUAUGCAUUUCAUCCAAGGCUCGUUACAUAUAGAUAUGUGUAAACAGUCCUUGGAGCAGGGACUGGAAUUUCAGCCUCUGCUUUCCUCCUUCUCCCCCCCACUGCCACCACAGAAACGGGCUUUUCCUUUCGGCACUAUGGAGCUGAGGCUGUUCUGAUGCUCCUGUUCCAAAUCUGAAAGCAGAUGCUCUCUGCUGGGUGCAAACAGAACCCCUGAAUUCUGUGAUGGGGAAGAGGAAGGGUUUCUGUGUUUCUCCUACCAGCCUUGUUCUUAUGAGACUUUCUCUACUGUUAGCAAAGCUCUGGCUUGCACCCACGGGUGGCCAUUCCCCCUAGCAGCCCUCAUCCCCUCCUGAGCACAGUCCCUGGCUUCUUUCUGGCAUGCAGCUUUGUGUUACAAGCAGAAAGGAGCUGUGCUUUUAAGUCUCUUUUGUAUAACAUGGGGGGGAAGAAUGUUUUGCUUUGGGGCUUGCCCUGGGACUUUUCACCUCUGUCUCCUCCAGCUCUGUUCUUACCCUCUUUCCUGGCCUUGCUGGUUUGUGGCCAAGCCAUCUUCUGCUUG
This is a messenger RNA of Lagopus leucura (white-tailed ptarmigan), 2144 nucleotides long. Its product is annotated as zona pellucida sperm-binding protein 3-like. Bases 10 to 1353 code for a protein of 447 amino acids. The record is from RefSeq and is a predicted model, not a curated record. Gene Ontology annotation, biological process: positive regulation of acrosome reaction; egg coat formation; binding of sperm to zona pellucida. Gene Ontology annotation, molecular function: acrosin binding. The transcript has 8 exons. Gene Ontology annotation, cellular component: extracellular matrix. NCBI's taxonomy places the organism in Eukaryota, Metazoa, Chordata, Aves, Galliformes, Phasianidae.